Molecule: messenger RNA, 774 nt
Organism: Symbiodinium natans
Lineage: Eukaryota; Dinophyceae; Suessiales; Symbiodiniaceae
Source: the annotation of a GenBank genome assembly
AUGCUCCAAGCGGCCGAUGCACUUAGCUUGGCCGAUGGGCCUUGCAAGCUGACCUGCGCCGACUUCUUCCGCGAGAUGACGGAGCAGGCGGAGGACCUCGCGGGCGAGCGGGGCUUCGAGGCACCAGUGCCGGUCUCGCAGGGCUCGGACUCACUGCUUCCCAGCUCGGAGCGCUGGCCCUUGGCGCGCGCCCCGCGCGAGCUGGCGCGGGAGGUUGGGGCCAACAACACGGCAGCCACCCAGACCUGGGUCCGCACGGGUGCCAUCCCUCGCAUCAUUGAGAUCCCGGAGCUACAUCGGCCCCGGCCACGGAGCGAGAGCCCACCGAGGGAGCGCACUGCCGCUGCCGAGCAGCUGGCCGCCGUGGGGGUGAGCAUUGCCAGCAAGGCCUUUGCUGCCACGGCCACGGCCAUGAGGGAACGCUCCGCCACGGUAGCGGCCCUGGUGGAUGCCCAAUAUCCCAAGCGGUGGGCAGACGACGACGACCUGCCCGCCAUCGCCAUCCUGCCCGAGAAGCUGGUGGCACAGGUGCGCACAGAACCCAUGCCUGAGGAGCCCGAGGCCGCGCCGACGCAGGCCCGGCCCACGCUUCAACGGGCGCAGACGACUGAGGCUCGCCGGCGCCGGAGCGGCAACGUCAAAGAGCAGGUGGUCCGAAAUCGGAGUACUGGCCUUCGGGCCAUGCCGCAGAACUUCGGCAGCCUGGAGCUGAUGUUGUCCGGCGGCGGGGCGCUGAAGCAGAAGCCCAAAGCGAAAGCGCAGGGCAAGAGAUAG